This is a messenger RNA of Medioppia subpectinata, 408 nucleotides long. The record is from the annotation of a GenBank genome assembly. Lineage: Eukaryota; Metazoa; Arthropoda; Arachnida; Sarcoptiformes; Oppiidae.
GAGUCGUGUCUUAUAAGACAAUGCGAUUCAAUACUAAGACAAGUGAAUGAUGUGCCGAGACUUUACAGGAAGACCAACAAAGAAGUGCCCACUAAAGCGUCCAAUUAUAUCAAUCAUUGCAUUGAAUUGAUAUUUUCAAUCACUUCGAGUCAAACGCAGGUUUGGAAGACUGAAUGGACUCGUUAUGUGUUGAACGAAAUCACCUCUCAUUACAAACAAUACACGUCAGAAGUGUUGACAUCCGUUCAGAAGAUUGAAGACAGUCUUAAACGACUCAAAAAGGCUAAAAUUGGGAAUCAAAACAAUGUGUCGAAGAAUAACUUAAAUAACAUGUCAGAUGACGACAAGAUUCGCCUUCAGAUCUACUAUGAUGUCCAAGAGUUUGGACAACAGGUAAGCAUUUGGUAG